Closterium sp. Naga37s-1 is the source of this 1356-nucleotide messenger RNA. The record is from the annotation of a GenBank genome assembly. Lineage: Eukaryota; Viridiplantae; Streptophyta; Zygnematophyceae; Desmidiales; Closteriaceae.
AUGGCUUCUACCAACUCCAAUGCUGGUGGUGUUGAAGGCACCAACUCCCAUUCUGAACUGGAAGCUUGUGUGCAGAAGAUUGACCUGAACAACAUGGAUGAGGAAAUGGCUGAAAAGGAACCUGCUGAAAACUCCCCUGCUAAAAACCCUCCAGCUGCUGAAAAUUCCAAGAAGCAGGAAGAGGAGUCUCAGGAGGAUGACAUUCAGUUGGAAGGGGAAGAGGACAUUCUGCAUGCUGAAAUUGCUAAGCUGCAGGAUCAUGCUGCUGAGCAGGAUACGCGCAUCCAGCAGCAACAGUCACUCAUUACCAACCUCAAGAGGGAGCUCUCUGACCAGGACAACAAAAUCAAGUACCUGGAAGUUGAGCUUAAGAACAUUAAACACGACGCACGGGAGCACGUUCAUCAGCUGGCGAGACAGACUUCAAAGAUCAACGAGUUGCAUGAGGCUUUCAGGGCCCUACAAAGGGAGACCAUGUUUCGCCCUACACCACAAGCGGACCCGCCUGCCAACUCUACUAGCGGGCGCACCCACCCCUCUCGCUCUGGUGGUGUGGCGGGUGACCCCGGACCUUCUACGCAGCGCGCUGCUGAGCCGAACACGCAUGUUUUUCGCUCUCUGCCAAUUACCCUCCCGCCAUUCAUCCAUGGCAAUACGGAUGUGGCAGCAUGGUUGUCGAUGAUGACCGACCUGAUCAAGGCUCACAAGGCUGAGGCGGAUAGGAAGCCGUUUGGGUGGGAGGAAUUCGCCUCUGCAAUCAAGCAAGCUUUCCAGGUCCAGCCGACCCAGCUGGAGGUGCGCAAUCGCCUUGAGAAGCUGCAGUGCGGGAACCGCACGGUUCAGCAGUACGCUGUGGAGUUCGAGGAGAUCUGGGUGCUGCAGAAACCGGCGGAACGUAUGAGCGAAGGCGAGAGGAUCCACCUCUUCUUCAAGGGCCUGCCUGAGCACCUCCAGAGCAUGCACAUGACGGAUGGGGCUGGGGAGUCGUGGAGAUCCUACGAUCAUGUGAAGCGUGUGGUGGGGACCACUGAUAAGCAUUUUUGUGCUUAUGCGAAAACUACUACCCAGCCGCAGCAGGCCUCAAUGCCGUCGUCUAGCCCUGCGGGUCCUAGCGGAAGGCAGCAGGCAACGCCUUGGAAGGGCGGGAACCACAAGAGGCCUUUCCAGCAGAGACAGCAGGCUGACCACAAGGCCAAGAAGGUCAACGAGGGUGGACCAAGAAAUGUCCAGAGCUGCUUCAAGUGCGGCAAGCCUGGACACAAGGGCUACGAGUGCCGCCACCGCAAGUCGGACAACAAGCGCCAUGAUGGCAGUGGCCCCUCGGGCAGCCAGCGGGAUUUUGCAAAGCCCAACUAG